Molecule: messenger RNA, 1497 nt
Organism: Cadophora gregata
Lineage: Eukaryota; Fungi; Ascomycota; Leotiomycetes; Helotiales; Ploettnerulaceae
Exons: 7
Coding region: 1-1497 (498 amino acids)
Molecular function (GO): iron ion binding; oxidoreductase activity, acting on paired donors, with incorporation or reduction of molecular oxygen; monooxygenase activity
Source: RefSeq, a predicted model, not a curated record
AUGGCGGGAACCAUAGACAUCCCUCUCAUCCUCCUCAGCUUACCCUUAGCAUGCAUCACCUAUUCUCUUCUCCUAGCUCUAUACAACCUCACACUGCACCCCCUCGCCAAGUUCCCCGGUCCCAUAUUUGACAGCGCCUUCGACUUUCCAAGAUACUGGUACAUGUACCUCGGAGACUCGGCCGCCAGAUUCACCGAAUUGCAUGGUCGGUAUGGGAAGGUUGUGAGAGUUGCUCCAAAUAGACUGUCGUUCAAUACGGCUCAAUCCUUUACUGACAUCUACUCCACCAAAGGCAGAGAUGGAUAUCCAUUAAGCAAAGAUCAGGAGCAAUACACUGAUGCUGUCAACCAAGAGAUGAAAAGUAUCGUUUACCUCGACAACCCAACUCACAAAAAACACCGCCGCGUCAUGACCUACGCUUUCUCCCACUCCGCCGUCCGCGAACAGGAGUCCACCGUGCACUCCUACUGCAACCUACUUAUCUCUCGCCUGAAAGCCCAAAUCGCAGACCCUUCCAUCAAAGGCAAAGUCGACCUAGUCCGUUGGCUAAACUUCACCACCUUUGACAUAAUCGGCGACCUCGCCUUCGCCGAGUCUUUCCACUGUCUUGAAACAGCCCAGAACAGUCUCUGGAUGACUGCUGUGUUCCAGAAUUUGAAGACCGCGGUGUACAUGCGUAUUGCAAUGGGGUAUCCGCUACUCAAGUUAGCGUUGCAAGGAGCGCUUAGGAUGCCAAGUGUUGCGAGAGCGACGAGGAAGUUAACGAAGGACUCAGAAGAUAAGAUGUCAAGGCGGUUGGUAUUGGAGACGGAUAGAAAGGAUUUCACUAGCCAUUUCCUCAAGCAUAGGGACGGUAUCAUGACAGACAACGAUCUUCUCAGCAAUGCAAGUCUCUUCAUCCUCGCCGGCAGCGAAACGAGCGCCACUCUGCUCUCAGGAUUGAUUCACCUCCUUCUCAAAAACCCAGACUGGAUGCAGAAAGUCAGAGAUGAGGUCGACGCCGCUUUCAAGGAUACAUCGGAAAUGACGUUCAUGAAAGAAGCUCAGCUGCAAUACUUACACGCUUGUGUUGAAGAGACGUUCCGAGUAUACCCACCUGUACCAAUGGAGCUCAAUCGCGUGACGCCACCUGAAGGUGCAACGAUUGACGGUGUUUUUGUGCCAGGAAAUAAAUCCGUUGCAACCUCUCACCUGGCCACGUACCACUCUUCACGCAACUUCAAGGACCCACUAGAGUUCCACCCCGAGCGCUUCCUCGGUGACAAGCGGUAUGCUGAUGAUAAUAUGGCUGCACUGCAACCUUUCUCUGUUGGUCCACGAAACUGUAUCGGCAUGAAUCUCGCAUACGCAGAAAUCCGCAGCAUCGCCACAAGGGUACUCUGGAAUUUCGAUAUCGAACUCUGUACCGAGUCGGAACGGUGGCUAGAUCAGAAGAUGUGGCUGCUAUGGGACAAGAAACCGCUGAUGGUGAAGUUGAAGGAGCGGAAGCGGAAGUGA